Molecule: messenger RNA, 2755 nt
Organism: Perognathus longimembris pacificus (Pacific pocket mouse)
Lineage: Eukaryota; Metazoa; Chordata; Mammalia; Rodentia; Heteromyidae
Gene: Gpr22
Product: G protein-coupled receptor 22
Exons: 1
Coding region: 1237-2538 (433 amino acids)
Biological process (GO): G protein-coupled receptor signaling pathway
Cellular component (GO): membrane
Molecular function (GO): peptide binding; G protein-coupled receptor activity
Source: RefSeq, a predicted model, not a curated record
UCAAAGAUAACAUCAACAUUAGUUUUGAAAAUUAUUAGCCUGUAUAGUUUGAAUAUAAUUUUAUAGCCAAAAUGCUGUACCUGAAAUGUAAAAUAGUCUGCUGUGUGAUUUUUACACUGUAAACUGAAUAUACAGAUUCAGACAAAUUAGUCUAAACUCCUACAUAUUAAAGUAUACUUUGUAUGAAUCAACAAAAAAGUUUAUUUUUAAAUUUUUCUUCAAAAGUAUACAUUGGCUGAUAUAUAAAAAAGGCUUCACAGGUAAUGUCGAACUUUAAAGGGCUUCAGAAUAUUUCUCCCUAAAUUACAGGAUCUUUUUAAACUUAAAAAAACUAUGUUUAAACAAAUAAAAUCAACUAGUAUGUUCUGAACCAUUUUUAAAAUGCCUAUUUCUUAGUUGUAUUAAAUUGCAAUUUUCUCCUUCCAGAAGAUAUAAGAGGGUGUGGUCACAAAAUAAUUUAUAGGUGUAAUUAGUGCUUUAAAAAAAAAACAAGUCUUACAAUUUUCACUUUGGCAUGAUAUCCCUUUUCUUUCAAUUUUUAAGUUUAACAAUUGUAAAUAUCCGGUGAGCAUAUUCACCAUGAUAUGCAAAAAAAUUACAUUUCCUUCUUUCUGUGGGAAGUAGCUCAGAAUAUUCCUAAGCACAUUGUUAACUUCUGACUAAGAGAUUCCCUCAAUAUGUACAAGGUAGUUUGAAACUGACUAGCACUUGGUACAUUUAUCCUUUUAAAUGAACACUUGGCCCUGUUCAAUCGAAAUCUCACAGGAAUAAUUACACCUACACCAAUCAUGCUAGAGCUUAUUAAAACAGCAUUUACUUUAUAUCCACUCACAACAUUUUAAAAUGAAAUUUUAAGUCAUCCAAUUAAAAUCAAUGUUGCAUACUGAACAGUUUUGCUAUACAAAAGUAUACUUUCUCUUAAAAAUAGGUAUCACAUCACCUUUCCAUAUGAGGCAAACCUCUUUAGUAUCUUGAGCAAUUCUGCAUUCUAGAACAAUCUCCAAAUGGUGGUUUUUUUCAAAAGAAGAUCAUUUCCACUUAUUAAAACAAUGUAAUCUUGAUGUUUAUUUCAUUUCCCAAUAACAUUUUACAAACUUAAAAGAUAAAGGUGCACAAUAAAAAGAUUGUUUUGUUUACAAAGAAUACAUGUUUUAUUCAUUAUUUAAAUUGCCAAAAUCAUAUAGUUUAUUCUAUUUCACUUUCUAGGGGAAAAAAAAAUACAACUGCUCCAAAAGAAUGUGUCUCUCUCCUGUUCUGGAAAUCAACAUGCAGUCUGAUUCUAACAUUACAGUGCGAGAUGACAUUGAUGACAUCAACACCAAUAUGUACCAACCACUACCAUACGCAUUAAGCUUUCAAGUGUCUCUCACUGGAUUUCUUAUGUUAGAAAUUGUGUUGGGACUUGGCAGCAACCUCACCGUAUUGGUACUUUACUGCAUGAAAUCCAACUUAAUCAACUCUGUCAGUAAUAUUAUUACAAUGAAUCUUCAUGUACUUGAUGUAAUUAUUUGUGUGGGAUGUAUUCCUCUAACUAUAGUUAUCCUUCUGCUUUCACUAGAGAGUAACACUGCUCUCAUAUGCUGUUUUCAUGAAGCUUGUGUUUCCUUUGCAAGUGUCUCCACAGCAAUCAACGUUUUUGCUAUCACAUUAGACAGAUAUGACAUCUCUGUAAAACCUGCAAACCGAAUCCUGACGAUGGGCAGAGCUAUAAUGUUAAUGAUAUCCAUUUGGAUUUUUUCUUUUUUCUCCUUCCUGAUUCCUUUUAUUGAAGUAAAUUUCUUCAGUCUCCAAAGUGGAAAUAUGUGGGAAAACAAGACUCUUUUGUGUGUCAGUACGAAUGAAUACUACACUGAACUGGGAAUGUAUUAUCACCUUCUAGUACAGAUCCCAAUAUUCUUUUUCACAGUUGUGGUAAUGUUAAUCACAUACACCAAGAUACUUCAAGCUCUUAAUAUUCGAAUAGGCACAAGAUUUUCAACAGGGCAGAAAAAGAAAGCAAGAAAGAAAAAGACAAUUUCCCUAACCACCCAACAUGAGACUACAGACAUGUCACAAAGCAGUGGUGGGAGAAAUGUAGUCUUUGGUGUAAGAACUUCAGUUUCUGUGAUAAUUGCCCUCCGGCGAGCCGUGAAACGACAUCGAGAACGAAGAGAAAGGCAGAAAAGAGUCUUCAAAAUGUCUUUAUUGAUUAUUUCUACAUUUCUUCUCUGUUGGACACCAAUUUCUGUUUUAAAUACUACAAUUUUAUGUUUAGGACCAAGUGACCUUUUAGUAAAAUUAAGAUUGUGUUUUCUAGUCAUGGCUUAUGGAACAACUAUAUUUCACCCUCUACUAUAUGCUUUCACUAGGCAAAAAUUUCAAAAGGUCUUAAAAAGUAAAAUGAAAAAACGAGUUGUUUCCAUAGUUGAAGCUGAUCCCAUGCCUAACAAUGCUGUAAUACACAAUUCCUGGAUAGAUCCUAACCGAAACAAAAAGAUUGCCUAUGAAGAUAGUGAAAUAAGAGAGAAAUGUUUGGUACCUCAGGUUGUCACAGACUAAGAAAAAGUCUAAGUUUCGCCAAAUCUAUAUUGAGAACAGUUUUAAAUUUAAAUUGUAAAGAAUGGAAUUACUGCCAAAUAUAAGAAUAACAUUUUAAGUACCGGUUAUGUUGUAAAUUUUCAAUGUGAAUGUCAAUAUUAGGUCAUAUAUAUUCGAUUUCUUCAUUACUUAAUGUGUUUGUUGCAUGGCAGUUUGUUGAAGUAUAUCAUGUGUAUAU